GUAGCAAGGGGAGAGGAAAAUAAUCUGAAAGCCUUGAGUGAAGAGAGAAUCUGAAGCUUUGGAGAGCCAAUGUCCAAAAUCCGUGGGUUUAAUGGCAAAAAAGAGGCUGCCUGAGCUUGGGGCAAAAAUUGUUUCCUAUACUUUCCGUAGAAUAGGCUUUGUGAGUUUAUUCCAACAGUCAAUAGCAAUAUGGCACUUUUCCUGCUCUGCAAGUCUCCUGCAGGCCCGGUCAGAAUGAAAAGAAUACAGCUUCUCCUGUGCUGUUUCGUACUGUCACUUAUCAUAUACUUCUUUAAUGGACAUAAACCUGCUGUCAAUUUGAAGUCAGCCCAUCCCUUAACUGAGGUAUUGGGAAUGAAGGAUGGAACAAUACUGAAAGACAUGUCUGCAAUCAAGACAGUGGACUCAAAAACUCCACAGGAGACAUCAUGGGGAGCUCCUUUAGUGUGGGGUGACAGCCACAAUUCAGUGGGGCGGAGGGCCAGUCUCUCAGAACGAGGAAUCCACGUAGGCCUGCUGGCCCUUGUGGUCGGAACUUAUGCUCGGUUUGUCCGUCAUUUCCUCUCUUCAGCUGAAACCCACUUUCUCCCUGGUCAGAUGGUCACGUAUUACAUUCUUACAGACAAUCCUCGUACUAUGGAUCCUCCGGUUGAGCUGGGCCCUGGACGACAGAUGAAGGUGCUUCCAGCUGCGGAGCUGCCUGGUUGGGACAGGUUAGCUUACCGUCGCAUGGUCCUAUUUGCCGAAGCCAUUUGGGACUUGAUUGGCAAUGAGGUUGAUUACGUCUUCUGCACUGAUGUUGACCAAGAGUUUGUGGGCCCAGUAGAGGAAGAAAUCCUUGGAGACCUCGUGGCUACGCUUCACCCAGAGUUUUUUCAAAUGCCACGAAAUCAGUUCCCAUACGAAGACCAAGAAGAUUCAUCUGCUUGCGUGGAGGAGGAUGAGGGGGACUACUAUUACACCUCAGAGUUUUAUGGUGGGGUAGUUUCUCAGAUGCGCAGACUUGCUCGAGACUGUUCUUUGCUCAUACUUCAGGACCAGGCGAACAAGGUGACAGCCAGAGCACUGGAGGAAAGCUACUUAAACCGCUACCUGAUCGACCACAGGCCGUCCUGUGUGCUGUCACCAGAGUACAGCUGGUGGGAUUCGCCCAUGACUGCUCACGUGCCUAAAAAGAGGCUAGUAUCAUUAGGAAGGCAGUGUGAUGUUUAUGAUAUGAAGAAGAGAGAGCAACAGAAAUGUUGAAAUAUUAAGAAAGGAAGUAUAGGAGAGUUCUGCAGUUUACACCCAUUUAAGUAUGCAGUGGCUUGCAAAAGUAUUAAUACUCCCAAAGACCAACACAAAGGAAAAUCAUACAUGGUUUUCUAAAAUUUAUUGCAAAUAAAAAUAAAAGUAUGGCAUCAAAUAAGCUUGACUGGAUUUAGGUCAGGACUUUGAGUUGGCCAUUAUAAAGAAUGAAAAUGCUUUGAUCUGAACCAUCCCACUGUAACUCUGGCUGAAUUUUUAAUGUCGUUUUUAUGCUGUAAGGUGGACUUCCAUCCCAGUCUCAACUCUUGUGCAGCCUCUAACAGGUUUUCUUCCAGUAUUGCCCUGUUUAGCUUCAUUCAUCAUCUCUGAUCAGCUACCCAGUUCCUCCAGAAGAAAAUAAUUCCCACAGCAUGAUGCUGCCACCACAACAUUUCAAAUUGGGGAUGGUGUGAUCAAGAUGAUCUGUAAUGUUAGUUUUUCACCACACAUAGUGUUUUGCUUCUAGGCCAAAAAGAAAAGAUUUGGAGCAGCUUCUUCCACAUGUUUGCCCCUGCACGGCUGGUGGCAAACUGCAAAUGGGAUUUAUUUCGCACUGGCCUUCUUCUUGCCUCUCUUCAAUGGAAGCCAUUAGUGGAACUAACAGUCAUCAACAUAUACCUGAGCUGGGGAUCUUUACAGUUCCUCCACAGUAUUUGUGACUGCUUUUCUAAUUGAUGCUCUGUCAGUUUAGGCCUAUCAGUUUAGGUGGUUUGCCGUAGCUUGGUAGGUUUUGCAGUUGUGCCACACCCUUUCUGUUUCUGGAUAAUGGAUUGAAUGGAGCAAAGCUUGGGAUAUUGUUUUAUAACCUAAACCUUUAAACAUCAUCUCAACUUUAUCCCUGACCUGUGUUUUGUGUUCUUUAGCCUCAUAAUGCUAUUUGUUCACUGAUUUCCUCUGCCUGCACUGAACAGCUGGAUUUAUACUGAGAUAAAAUUACGUUAAGUUUGUGGUAACGUGCCAAAAUUUGAAAGACAAAAAAAAGAGCAAUGGAUACUUUUGCAAGGCACUGAAGAUGUAAAGUCUAUCUCAAGCCUUUCUAUUAAGGUGGAACCUUACCAGAUAACAAAUAAGAGAAAUGUCAUGAGAAUGCACAUUUUGGAAGGAUCUCCUUUAAGGAUUCAGAUUUUUUUAAUUGACUUUUUUGUAAGAUUAUGAUUGUUAUCAUGCUCAAGCUAGCUGCACAAUCUGCACUGAAUUAAAUGUCCAUGUGUGUCAACAGUGCCUUUGCAUGCAUGCUAUCUCUUCCCCCUCAGACAAAGAGAAACUGACGGUCUCUUUAAACAAAGCAUGGUUCUCUCCAUUAAUGUCAGGCUCAGAGACACAUCUCCUGUGGCUUUGUGGUCUGCAGCGAUAAGAGACAACAGUAAGUGCACACUUUCCCCAUAGUGGCCAAUCAUUAACUGAAAGAGCUGCUGUUCCAAGGUCUUUAAAGACCAGAUGGGUGAAAAUGGAAUCAAAUGGAGAGUUGUUUUUAACAGGUUGCACAUGGAAAAAAAUUGGGAGUUUUGUCAAGAAUUUAUGCAACAGGCACAGAAUAUUUUGUAAUUCGUCUUAUUUUUAAAUGAAAGGCUUAUUUGACUAAUUUGAUUCUGUUUGCUGUUGUCUGCUUCCUUCUCUCCCACAAACACAAACAUGCUCCCACGUUAACACAUAGACCUUGCUGUCUUGUGUGCUGUGUUUUUAAUAGGAUGGUUAAAGAGAAGCAGAUGUUUUCUUCUCACUGCCAACAGAAUCUGUCCUCAGGGCCAGAUUGCCACGUGGAGUGGAGAGGAGAGGAGAGGGAGGUGAACUUCAAACAACCCUGUGCUUCUGAAGAGUUAUUUCUGGUAUACGAAUGAAAAGUUAUCUGUUUGAAACUUUUCAAAUUGGACUAAACAAUAAAUUCGUACUAGACAGUAAACUUCAGCUUCAUUAUUUUCUAGUUUUACAUAUGAGGAUAAAAUGUAUACCGUUGUUUGAUUCUUAAAAAUGUGUCACUGGUGUGGUAUUCUGCUGCUUUAACCCAUCAGAUGAUAUUCCACAUUACCUGGGUUGUGAAACUCCCCUGUCCUUUGAAACCAAGAAAGCAUUUUUUUCAUCCACACAACUGCCACUCAACUGAUGAUAUUGUUUUUGUUCUACUGUAAAGUGCUUUGAGUUGUCAGCAUGACUGGAAAGAUGCUAUAUAAGUUCAGUUCAUUUAACAACAAAGCCAUGCUCAAAGUCACUUAAAUUCCCUUUGUUCCCUAUUCUGAGGUUUGGUUUCAACACAUCUAGAUGGUUAAAUGCACUGUUACUGCCAUGGCCAUCCAUCCAUCCAUCAUCUAUACUUGCUUAUCCUAGCAGGGUUGUGGGAUGGCUGUUGCCAGUCUCUGGAGGUCAUUGGUUGAGAGGUGGGGUGCCCUCUAGACAUAUGACCAGUCCAGUUUUAUUAUGUAAUCUAAAUUUUACCAAUAUGUUUUUAAUUUACAUUUUUGUUAAAAUGUAAGUACAAAUACAUAAAUUGCAACCUUUGUCUAAAAUUUUUUGUAUAAAACAUGUCAGGUGUAGAAAGUACAGUCAGAUAUUUAUGACAUGAAAAUAGUUGAAAUAACAAUAAAAUUAAGCUCAAAUCCAGUGCAACUGUCGCUAUUACAUGAAAAAACAAAGUAAAUGUGAAUAAAAGAUUAGAAAAGCUGGUGCCAUUUUAUGAAUUUCAAGCACCUUUUAAAGAACAAUAGAAAUUCAUAUCUGACUAGUGGAUGCAAAAAUUGUUGGUCCUAUACUCCAGAUGGUUUUUGUUAUACCUAACAGAGCUUGAGCCAUGAUAAACAGGCAUACCCCCGAUCCUACACUCUGAAUAGAGUGAAAGUAAUAUGGCAUAUGCAUACACAAUCACCUUUAUAGAUACAGUACUCAAUGAAAUUGUCUAAAGACAUUCAUAUUAACCCCCUCAUUUCCCUCCUCAGAGCAGUUGUUUUCAAAUACCGUUCUGUUUUUGGUUUUCACCACAAGGAUUACGUAACUACGCAUUGAUCUUUAGAACACCUCAUGGUGUCAAGUCAGUCAACAUACCUGGCUAGAUUGCAGUUUUCAUCAUUUCAAUUGUCAUGCAACUUUUUAUCCAUCAAUCCAAAGAAGAAUAUUGUUUUUAUGCUGUUUUUUUUUGUCAACGAGCAAUCAUUGUCUUUCACUCACACCUUGUUUCUCCCUGGUGUCAUCUGUCUAAAGCCUCUGCCAGGUUGUGGUAUGAACCACACAGUGCAUUUAAAAUGUGCAAGUAUCAUUUUAACAGAAACUUCACUCAAAAAACAUACGCUGCAUAGUAGCUUUCUAAAUACAUCAUAUCUAAAACUGUAAUUUGAAUUAAACAGAUUUUUGUUUGUUUAUCA
Molecule: messenger RNA, 4637 nt
Organism: Girardinichthys multiradiatus
Lineage: Eukaryota; Metazoa; Chordata; Actinopteri; Cyprinodontiformes; Goodeidae
Product: globoside alpha-1,3-N-acetylgalactosaminyltransferase 1-like
Exons: 3
Coding region: 190-1245 (351 amino acids)
Biological process (GO): carbohydrate metabolic process
Cellular component (GO): Golgi apparatus; membrane; vesicle
Molecular function (GO): hexosyltransferase activity
Source: RefSeq, a predicted model, not a curated record